Messenger RNA from Porites lobata, 13664 nucleotides. The record is from the annotation of a GenBank genome assembly. NCBI's taxonomy places the organism in Eukaryota, Metazoa, Cnidaria, Anthozoa, Scleractinia, Poritidae.
AUGGCGGAACUGUUCCUUGACCCAGCGAUCCGUUUGUGGGUUAUUUUACCCAUUGUGAUCAUCACGUUUCUCGUAGGAAUAAUCAGACAUUAUCUCUCAAUGCUUCUACAGUCUAAGAAGGAAUUAGAUCUUUCACAAGUUUCUGACAGGUAAGUCCAGCUAGAUCCAGGGGAAGCAAAACGCCCGGCAAAACGUGCCACUGAUAAAACGACAUUGUAGUCGUACACCUCAGAAAGCUACCAUAGCCUCCUUCCAUUUUUGAAACACUUGUCACUUACGCCCUCCCCAAUGUUGAUUCACGUAUUGCCCAUUUGCAAAAAAAAAGCGAAUCUCAACGUCGGGGAAGGACAAAAGAAAUACAUGCACAGGUAAAAUUUAGUUGAGUCAGUUGUGAAGGCGUCAUGAAAAAUUCAAGUUUUGAUAUUAGGGGUGGUUUAAUAAUUCGAGACUGAGGCUUAGGCUUUUUUUAUCAAAUCUGAGACCAAGACUUUACGUCUGAAAAUCCGAGUCCAGGGUGCAAAGAAAAUAAUUUUUACAGCUUGCCAUUCGGGCAAGCUGAAGCUAACAUUUACUAGCCCAGACGUCAUUUCAACUAGCCCCAAUAACCCCAAAAGCUUUUUGAAGAGCAGAAUUGAUCUCACAGUUCUUCUGUUAUUCGAAUCCUCAAAAAAGAUCACUUGCCCGUCGGGCAAGUUAAGAACAGAAUUCACUAGCCCGAUAACAAAAUCCACUAGCCCCGGGCUAUCCGACACCACUUUCUUUGCACGCUGCGAGUACAAGACUCUAGGUGAUAAAGAUUUCGAAGUAAUGGUACUAAUAAAGUUCUUAGCCGUUGCCUGUAAAGCUCAUAGCUAAGAAUAAGUCGAGUGGCAAUGAAUAUCUGCAGCAAUGAAUAUUUGCUAAGUCAAUUAGCCUAAAUGUUUAAGGUACCGGUAGUUCCCAUUCAUUAGUGCCAUGUUAGUUAUUUACCGCUAGUAACGGUAAUAUAUUCAGCGUCUGUAAUUCAUGGUAUUUAAACUUACUUUGCCCUUAUUAUAAAUUCAAGAUUCCAAAACGAGUCAAUUUUUAGUGAGCCCAAGAUUCGGAGACGCUUAUUUUAAAUGCCAAGAUUUUGAGACUGGACCAAAAUUUUCCGAGACCCACGUCUUUCGAGGUAUUAGUCCAGGUCCGGGUUGUUGAAAGAUGGGUUAAGGUAACCCUGGGUUAUUGCCAAAAUUAUUUGAAUUCAGACAUGCAAACUUAAAAGCAGAUUCAGUAUUAUUCCUUUUGUCUGUAAUUUGAUAAUUGGAUGUGCUAAUUAAAAAUAAUACAGGGUUUGGAAGGGUGUUUUCAGGAUCUGGAGUUUGACAAAAAUACGGAGCGGGAUUUGGAAAAACGCAAAAUAACUUGACAGGAAAUGGGAUUUGACUCCUUCCUGGGAAACGGGAUUCACUAAAACUUGGGCCACGAUGCAGGAUUUUAAUUUUUGCUUGUCUAUUGGGAAUUCGGCAAGUUGUGCGUUCUAGCGGCAAAUGUGAAGUCAAACAAGCAAGCUUUCAGUGGUUUCUCCAUGAAAGAAAACUAUAGAUUGACGUAGGUAAUAAUUGCUAAUGAGCAGCCCCGCAAGACACAAGGCCGUGAGGUGUCAACAUAGUAAAGCCGCGCACGAAAGUUCCAAGGCAGAAUGAAUUUCGAAGUGAUGAACAUAAGGUACCGUAAGGUAACUUCUAUGACGAAAUGCGGAACAGAGAAUAUAAGAAAUAUAUGCUUUGUCAAGUCAGUAUUUCAAAUUCUUUAUGCAGUAGAACAGUUUAGUUCACCAUUUUCAAGGUAAUUUUUGGUCAUGCAAACAAAUUAAGUUCAAAAUAUUUUACCCAAAUACACUGCCUGUUUAUGCAGUUAAGAAAAAUAAUUACACCGCAAAAUUCAUGGUGUCUUUGAAGCAAAAUAAUUUGGAAGGCUUCAUUGAUGCACCAUAAGUCUUUUUUUCCUGAAAAGUAGACUUCCUAAGCUUAUUUAAAAAGAGACCAAAUAUAAAUCUGUACAUUGAAUAUUCAUGGAUGUACUGUCAAUUUUUCAAGGAUUCUAAGUUUGGUUAUAAGACCACUAAAUUUUCAAAAAUUUUUCAACUUGGGACAAAAUUCUAACUUCAAUAUUUGCAAAGAAAAUCAUUUUUUAUAAGACCACUAAAUUUUAGCCCAGACAUCAUUUCAAAGCGCCAAAAUGUUAUUCAAAUUCCUCAUAAAACAACUUUGGAAAAAAACACUAGCCCGAUAGCAAAAUCCACUAGCCCCGGGCUAUCGGACAGUACUUUCUUUGCAGGCUGUAUCUCGAAAAAUAUGCUAUGUAAAGUCGGGAUUUCAAAUUCUUUGUUCUGUAGAAGAGUUUAGUUCACUAUAUUCAAGGUUAUUUUCGCUCAUGCAAUCGAAUUGAGUUCAAACUAUUUUUCACAAAGACACUGGCUGUUUAUGCCACUGGGAAAAAACUAUAAUGCCAGGAAAAUUACUGUGUCUUUCAAGACAAAUAAUUCAGAAGGCUUCAUCAGCACACCAUAAUUUUUUUUUGUUGAAAAGUAGACUUCCUAAGCUUUAAAAUGAGACCAAUUAUAAAUCUGUACAUCAGUCUUUUUAAUGUAUCUGUUUUUGAGCCAUUGCAAAAAAAAAAAAAAACAGGAUGUGGGAAAGUAAUGAAAGAAGUUGAUGUGGGAUUUUCGUGAAAAAGCAGCUGGAAUGAUCACGAACCCCUUUCCAGACCCUGAUAAUAGUGAAAUUAUCCGGUGAAAAUGCUUUUUAACAAAAUGAAAAGAAACAUGGGUUAAAAUUUAGCCCUGGGUUAGCGCUAAUAAAUUGGCCUUCAAACAACUGGGCCCUGUGUUUCAAUGAAAAUUGACAAGUAUUGUUGUUCGGCUGAGCUGAGGGUCUUCCUUUGCGUACAAGCUGUUACUCAACUCGUGUUUUUUACACAAAGCAAUCAUGACAAUCUUUUGUCCUUAAUAGUUCAAGCACAUUUCAUUUGAAAUCUUUGAAAAUAAAUUAGGUUUAGUAUUUAAAAGGUUUUAUCUUUCUUUAAAAGAAGCAAAGACAGUCACUACAAGGGUAGAGGGGAUGUACUGUUCCAUGUUUAUGUGUAGUCACAUUCAUGGUUUGGUUUAUUGAUCAUUUUCCAAAAGUAUUCAUUCAUCUUGGUUUGCUAGGUUUCCAUCCUUAUAUCAGUGAACUGAGUAUCGUUAAAUCAGGAUUCUGCUCCAUACAAUGUACAGUAACUUUGCUGUUGAUCAUUAAAUCAGAUAUAUAGUUAAAUAUCAAUGAUUAUAAAAUUGGGGUUCCACUGCAAUUUAAUAUUGUGACAUACAUGUAUUUAUUAUAGUGGUGUGAUCAGUCAUCUUUGUUGUCAGGUCCAAUCUCAAUCAGCUUUUGUUGAGUGCCAUCCACAUUAUAGUUAUUUAACAUAAUACUCUUCAAUACUGCAGCCAGUAUACUCUGAAUAAUGUUAAUUAUAUUUGUCUUUCUGUUUUAUUUUCAGUCAAGCAUUAUUGAGAAGCAGAAAUCUAAGAGAGAAUGCAAAAUAUAUCCCUUAUGAGGUAUUUUGAUUUAUAGACCCAGCCUCACUAAACUGCAUGACAAUGGAAAAUUUAUAAAUCAAGGCAAUUAUAAUGUGCACCCUCUCAUUGCCCCUCCCCCCUUCUGUCUCAGCAUAAGCAAAAUUGUGACUCACAACUUCUGACCACAGAUUUAUAGUUAGACAAUGUGUGAGGUCUAAGCCAAUGAGCAGGAUUGUACAAUGCUAACAAUAAGCUAUGUAUCACAGCAAAGGAAACAUGAAUGUAGCAUUCACUGGUUUAGCCAUUCAGAAUAGGCAAACGUAUUCACCUACAGACAGUGAAGACAAAAUUAAUAAUACUAUGUAACUAAUGAUAAGCACCUAACAAUGAUUUACAGUGAGAGGUCUUAAGUACAUCACGCAGAGAUGCCCACAGGGUUGAUAGCUUCAUGUUCCAUUGACUGCAUUUUACAAUAAGCCAAGCUGCCAACCGUGCAGCCUGACCUUUAAUAUCAACACCACAAAUCACUAGUAUUACAGCACAAAAGAAUAUAGCUACAAAACAGCUUACAAGAAACUGAGACUAGAUACAAGAACAACCAGAUCUAUAGCACCACUUUAAAUCCAGUGGCAAAACAGUAGUACACUGUUCAUGCUGUGCUGCUGUUAGGCUAAUAGGGUUUUGUGAAAGCAAUGAAGUUUUGUCAUAACUUGUGUCAUGUAAGAAAUUCUAGCAGUUCAUAUGUUAUCGACCCAAUGGGAAAAUGGCUGUUGUAUUAUAAUAUUCUUUUGUUUAAAUUAAAACUAGCCUGACUAGUCUCUCUUGAGAUAAUGUAUUCUUUCGAAUUUUGUACUUAAGAAUGAGGCUGGUAAAGCUAUUUUUAAUUUAAACAAAACAAUGUUAAUCCAGCAGUCAUUUUUGCAUUGGGUGUAUAAAGCUAAUCCCACGCAGGGCUCUCCAGAAGCUCCAGCAACUGGUGAAAAUUGCCAUGUAAGCAUUCUUGGGAUCUGCUUCAGAUGAAGACCAGAAAAAUCAGUGACUCAACCAGCUAGCUUCAAACAGAGAGUUUUGGCAAAAUCUCCUGAGAAGGAUGGGCCAUGUUUUACAUUUACACCUGUAGUUAACUUUUACAUUAAUUAAUCAGUUUCUCUUAAAUGAUUUGUGAAUGCAGCCCCUUUUGUAAAGUGUAACAUAACAUUUGCUAUUCGUUAACAGUCAUUUGAGGCAAGAAGACAUUUCUUCAAUGAUGAAAAAGAAGGAUAUUUUAAGACACAGGACAAAAAGGGACCAGUCAAGAAUCCCAUAUCAGGUUAAUGUUGGAAUGUCUUUCUUUGUUUGUAAAAUAUAUUAUUAUGAAGAAAUUAAUUUUCUUGCUGUUGGUUUUGCUUGUGAUGUCAUCAACCUGCUUCAAAAGCUUUUUACUUUCGCAAAAAAAGGUUUUUUCUCAUUACACUCAUUCAAGUGUCAAAAUGAGGUCUGUUCUAAUUUUAUACUGUUGCUACGUUUGAGGAUCUUCUUCUUCAAUGAUAAAAAAUAAAGAAACUGUCUGUUGAUAAACAAUAGUUAAACAAGAUCUUCCUAUAGGAUUAACGGGGCAAGGCCUACAUACUAAAAUCAAAUAAACAUCAUUUCAACACAGGUAGUCCUCUUUUAACAGCUGUUAUUUAUUGUAAGAUCACUUCAAAGAGGACAGAUGGCAAAUUGUUGCUGCUAAAAAUAUGUAUCAGUCGUAACUGUUUAUCAGUAGGAUGCCUAAAAUGUGCACUAUUCCACAAUUGGUUUGAGCCUCAUUAAAUCCUAUACUUACUGUAGAACAUUUUAGAAGGAGCCACCCAGAAUUUGAACACAGUUACCGUAUCUAUUUGAUUAAAUGCCAUAGAUGGAGCAAAACGGCCAAUUAAUGCCACGCCUCAUCAGAAGAAUGUGGCAUUUAUUUGAGGAUAAUAAGAAAAACCUCGCUACAACUUGGUAAUUUACACCAUCCAGACAUUUAAAAUAAUAGAGACUUUGGAACCUUUCAAUUUCAUAGUAUUGCCAAACGAUUUAAUACAGUAACUGUUGUCAGUGAUUUAAUAAAAGUGAUUUCGAAAUAAAUGCCGCCCUUGAAUAAACGCCACAUCGGAAACGUUUAAUUGAAUAAAUAUGGUACAGACAAAGUUUAUGGGAAGGAAAACAAUGCCAAGAAAAUGUCAUGUGUUAAAUAAUGAACUAAAUGCACAUGUCAUUUAUAGGUAAAUAAAGUACACAACCUUCACCUACUGAAAGGAUACUAAAAAUGAUUAAAUUAACAAAGGAUAUGGCGGCACCAUUUAGUCAUUGAAUGCCAGUCUUAUCUCCCGCAGUGUAGUUUUAUAUGUCUCGAUGAUAACCCCAUGGCGCUUGAAGAAUUUGUGAAAGGAUUUGAGAAGUAGAGUGGAUUUGACGUGCAGCAUGUAUUGCCAUGAAAACCAAAACAUUGAAUUACGACACAUAGCAGAACUUUUACAUGCAUGACCUGUCAACUGUCACAAACCACUUUCAUGGAGUUCAUGAAAUUAUGCCUGUCUGUAGCAAAACCUUCAGAUAGCAAAAUCACUCCCACCCAUUAUAACUUUUCUUGACUGCAAGAAGAAACUCGAGGUUCCGGUAAAUGUGUCUCCAUAGGGGAAUUGUUUCAAAUCAUGUAAUUAUAACGCUACACCCACUCCGAAAGUAUUUUUAAAGUAUUCCUGACGAUACUUUCCUUAUCACAGAUCCGUCAAUGAUGGUGGACAUGGCUAAAGGAAAUAUCACAAAUGUAUUACCAAUGAUUCUUAUUGGUGGCUGGAUCAACUGGCAUUACUCUGGUUUCAUCACAAGUAAGUUAUUAGUUGAUAUCAGCUGUUUUGCAGUAGUAAGUAAGGUUAAGAGAGCAGUAUCGGUAGUAAAUGUGUAGAAAAUGUGUAGUUUGUUGGGGUUUUGUUAAUUAAAAGCGUCAGUUCUAUGUUUAUUCGCAUGCAGAUGUUUCUGGACUUACGGCUGAUACUUAGCUACAGUCUUGAUGAUACUUGGUACCUUGGCUGAUACUUAGUUACAGUCAAACCUUCAAUAAGGGACCAUCCAAAAUGAGAAGAUUUAGUAGUCACUUAUGGGAGGUGGUUGUGUGCGAGUUGACCAACAGGGGGUCUCUUCCGAGAAGAGGUCCCAACACAACUAAUUUUUGAAAGACAUGCAAUAGGACAAUAAUGCACAAUGACGUCAUUUUACUACAAGUACCAGAAUUUUUCAGUUUGUUGUUUUCUUGUGCAAAUAAGGGCUAUUCUAUUUUUUUGAAAGAACAAUUUAGAAGUAAAAACAAAAUGAAUUCUGGUAGGACAAUAAUGCAAAAUGGCCGUUUCUAGGGAUUUUACAUGAGACAACUCGGACUGGUCUGAGAAUUUUUCAGUUUGUUCUUUUAGGGGCCCUUAAGUAGGGGGACAAACUUACAAAAAAAUAAGAACCUGUUGUCCAAAUUUUAAUACCAUUAAUGGAAUUGUCGGAAGAAAGUUUUACGAUUAAGUUUACAAGGAAGCAUGGGACCAAAAAUGGCAACAAAAUUUCUAACUCAUUUGAUAUCAUGUUUUCUAUUUAUUCAAACAAACAGAAAGCUUUAGUGUUAGGUUGACCAUUAAACAAAGUCCAGAGCUUGCCCCGGUAUGAGUGGUUUUUGCGCCAUUUCAGUUUUUCUUGCGGGAAUCCCGCAAGGCUGCAGCCUGGUGAGAACACUGCGUAUCGCUCUCCAUACAUUUCUUUUUGUGCAUGUACAUAGGACCAACCUAAAAAUGAACUCAGACUGGUCUGACUUCGUGUCGGUCCGACCCGACACAAGUUAUUUUCGUACCGGUCUGAGCCUAUACCGUUCUCAUGUAAAACGGAAACAGAUCUCAGACUGGGUCCAUAAAUAGUAUGCUUCUUUGUAUGUCUCCAUCAUUUUUGCUUUUUUAGUUAAAUAAGAACACUUCUAUGAAUAACUGUAAACAAGACUUGGAAGUAGCUUCAAUUGAAUAUAUGCUUCGGUCAAUGUGAGGGAUUGCACCGAUUUUGAGAUGCUGUGCAUUUAACAUGCCACCAGAUGAACGUUAGAUAAAGUUUACAAUUUUUUAUUUUCUAGGAGCUGUGAAAUCUAUGGUUCUCUCCUCACUGUCUUAAUUGGCAUAAAUUGUGUACCAGUUAGGGCAGUUAGUGAAUAAUAUGUUGAAUAAUCGACUUAAGAAAGUUAUGUAGCUACAAGAAUCUCCUGUUUUUGAGUUUGUACCAGUCUCAUGUAAUCAAUGAAGUGUUUUGUCCCAGUCUCAUGUAAACAGCUGCAAAAAUUACAGAUUCAUACCAGCCUGAGUUUGUCCCAGUCUCAUGUAAUUACCCCCUAAGUUAUGUUUAAGAAUAGUUUGAUGUUGUUCUUGUUAUUCUCUAAACACAGUAGUACAGCAGAGACCACAUCAUGUGUCAAGGGGUCACUCCAGGAGGUUAAAAACAAUGGAAAAUAAUCAAACUGUCAGACCAGUAAAGUGGUUGUACAUGUGGUCGCUUAUGAGGAGGUGGUUGUUUACAAGAGGUUCUGAUUAUAAGGAUUUGACUGGGAAAAUAUUGGUGUGUUGGAAAUUUGGCUGCUUGAGGGAGGUGGUCGCUUACAAGAGAUGGUCACACAUGGAGGUUUUCGCGUAGCCCAAAAAUUAACUUCAUUUUACUUUACUUUAUAGCCAAAGUUCCAUUUCCACUAACUUUGCGGUUCAAAGCUAUGCUGCAGAGAGGAAUUGAUCUUACAACUCUGGAUGCUUCAUGGUAUGCUGUUUAGACAUUGUAUCACCAUUUUUAGCAGUAAUUUUAAUUUUACUGCCAUUCUCUCAUUGACUUGAUUUUAAGUGAAGUGGUUAUUAGGAAACUACACUGUAUCUGUUUUGUGAAAAUUAUUCCUGUGAGAAAUGCUCAGUGCAUCUUCGAUCCCAAGAUUUUUUGGCUACAUUUAACCCAUUCUCACUUUGAAUGCCUAUUUAAGUGCCCAUGGUACAUGUAGAGUGCUGUGCCGCAUAGCAGUGAGUUGCAAAUGAUGGAAUAGACAAUAAUAAUUGUCUGUUCCAUCAUUUUUCCAUAGAAUAGACAGUAAUUAUUGUCUGUUCCAUCAUUUUUUUAUACUUUGCAACUCACUGCUAUGUGGCACAGCAUUCUAUACGUACCAUGGGUACUUAUGGGCAGUCAAGGUGAGAAUGGGUUAAAUUCAGUGAAACUUGCAAAAGUGCAAAAAACCCAUAAUUCCCACCGAGAGUUAACCCCAGUAAAAGGAACUAGAGGACAACAUGAGACAAAGAAAAAUUUUUUGACCUCCAUAGGAUUCACUCCUGCAACCUGCAGAUUAGACCUGGGGAAUUGAAGUGCUACAAUGUAGGAAGUUAUUUUGUUUCUAUUGUACUUGUGUCUCCUUUGAAAGUGGUUGGAGGUACGGUAAUGCUUAUAGUAGCUGGGGGAAAUCCCCAGCUCCUGGCUUCUAGUGACAGCCCUUCCGCUGCUGAUUUGUACACUUAUGUAAGGAGAUUUAUCUAAAAGUGAGGAAUAUGUUACACACUCUCUGGUGUAUUUUGUGUUUCAGGGUUAGUUCAGUGUCUUGGUAUUUCAUUAAUGUGUUUGGACUGAGGAGCAUGUAUGCACUGGUGUUGGGUCAAGAUAAUGGUUUGUACUUUUUAUCUUAAUGGUGUUGUUAAGUCCUUACCUUACAUUGCAUAUAAAAGGCACUAUUAAAUUACUGGUUUGGGUAGACGUGAUCUGAAGAAAAGCCUUGAUACGGUUCACACAAACACUAGGUAGUUAGCUGGAACUCAAAAUACUACUCCCGAGUUGUUGUUGCUGUUGGCAUCCAUCUGUCUCGGGAGACAGUGGAAUCAGUGCCGGGGUUUAGUCAGUGGUUGAGUUGCAGCGCCUGCUGUGGCUGUACAGUCUGAUUCUGGAUCGACAGGCUUUGUUGCAAUUGUUGGCUCUUUUGGUACUGAUGCUGCUCUCAUCUGCCUGCGCUCUCUGCCCUCUCCUCACUCGCUUGAGUAUCAGCCUUAACAGCAAGCCUCCAGUGACUUCGAGUAGAGUAGUGCUUCAAGAUCCCCAUUUGGGGUGUGUCAAACUGACACCAUUUAUUUUUAACAGAAAAAAACAGGCUGACCCCUAAGCAGUCAGUAGCCCAGCGUACUACAUCAUGGCUUAAGAUCCAGUCCUUAAGUUUUUUUUGUUGUUGCUUUGUGGCAUGUUUUCAACAUUUUCUUGCUGUAGAUGUUUAGUGGAACUUUCAGCGUUUUUCACGCCAAUUUUUUCGCCCCUGACACUAAUCAUUCCCUCUUUUGUUGCUCUUGAUAUGUAGGCAAAUACUCCUGGAGUCGAAUUCUUAAUAACAACAUCUAAGUGCAGAACAAAGAGAAAAUUUCGUCGUAUGUUGUUAACGUCCUCUAUAAAACGUGAAGUUAUGCAUUUUCACGUUGUAGUCGUGCAUCGAAGGCAAAGAAAUAUACAAAAAAGCGUGCUACAAGUGCAGAGUUGUUGUUGCUUUUUUUAUGUUCUCAUUGUGCAUCAAGCUCCCUAUACUGCUAGGGCCAGAUGGUCAUGAUAUAAACGUAUAGAAGCCUCAGUUACAAGUUAAUGUUAAAACGAAAAGUCCUGAAGAGAAAUGAAGUACAUGUAAAUAGAUCUUGUGGUAAACUUUGUAGGGACUAAAUAACUCCUAGAAAGGAGGGCUGAUGUCUCCCUUUUCUAAAACAACCCAUUGGAUACACUUGCGCAUCACACACAGUGCAGCUGCAGUUAAGUUCAUUAUACAUCUUUAUAGGACUACCUGUAGUAAUUAUGUUUGCAUUUUAUUUGUAUCUUUAGCUGCAGAUCAAACCCGUGUCAUGCAGGAGCAGAUGCAAAUGCAGAUGCAGAUGCCACAAGAUCCCAGCAAAGCAUUCAAGGUAUGCACAAAUUAUUUUUGACGUGUUUCAUGAAGACUGUUCUCAACAUGUUAAAAGGGUGGGGGGAGGUUGCUGCAGAAGGAAAGCGGAAGUUGGAAAUGUAUUUUUCCCAUCUCUGUCCCCACGGGCGAUGUGUUUUCUCUUCCCAAUUAUCGCUGACCAUAGGAAAUCAAGGUAGCGCGGGUCUUUCGAACCCAGCAAUCGACUGGGACAAUACCCUGCGAGCAGAGGCUACAUUUUCGCGGUAUGAGCUGGCGAAAAUGUAGCCUCUGCUCGCAGGGUACUGGGACAAUGAUGUUUCAUGUAGUUAUUAGUGACAGCAUUUACUGGAUGAAGGUGGAGAUUUGGGGUGACGAAAAAAAACCUUGCCAAAGGAGCGUUGCGGAGGUCAAAUGGCAAAGAACAGGGAGGGGAGGGACCUCCUAAGUGACACACCCCAAGGUAGUGACUUGAAAACGUAUUCUGCUCCUAACAGAGAAGGAUAGAAAAAAAUGUCUGCCUUUUACCUCGUGAAUGUAUUUACAAGGUGUAAGUGGGCACUUCCAUUUUAUUGGUCUGUUCGUCGAUUCUUGUAAACUUUCAUUGUAUGCAAAUGAGGAUUGAAUAAGAAAGGAAUUGUCACUUGAUUAGCAUGCGGUUUAUUUUCGGCGAUGACUGAAAUGAAGUGCCGUUGUGAUCACGUUUUGAAAAUAGCUGAAUUUGUCUCCAAUCGAGGUAGGCCCUUGAUUUUCGUCGUUUUGUACACGUUUGACUCGCCGUUAUGUACAUUUUGCAAAAGAGAAGUGGAAUCCAUUGAACAUUUAAUGUUUCAUUGUAAUGUGACGGAUACUUUUUGGGAAAUGUUUUGCUCUUGGCUUCAUGAAUGUGAGGUUACACUACAAUCUUUUACAACAAUGCAUAUUUUGUGUGGAGUUUUUAACACUGGAGAUGAUUUUUCAUUCCCAGUCAUCUGAUUCUGGCAACUAAAUUGUUUAUCUGUAGGUGUAAAUUAAACAAUACGCUUCCUUCUAUUAAAUUUCGUAUGCCUCACACUUUACUGUUAAGUCUAUAGUUUAUGAACAAUUGCAUGUAAUGUCUGUAUCAUGAUAUUGCUGUAUUAUUUUUUUCUCUUCUUAUUUUUUGAUGGCAUUGCGAAUAUUUCUAUGGUAAUUUGUAUUUUCUGUGGCAGUAAUCUAAGUCGUGUAUAUCGAAAUAGGCCACUUCGGAGUUCCAAAAACCCUCUCUUUCAAAAUGAGGCUAAGUGCACAACUUUCUUGUGAAAAUGAGUUUUAUUUGCUGGAGAAUUAAAAAUCAUUUCCAUAUCAAACGGCCCGAGCACUUAACCUCGUUUUGAUACAGAGGCCCGGGGAAACCCGGAAAUGGCCUGAUUGUUGGGAUUCCUGAAGCAAUGAAUUACAGUCGAAGUUCAAGUGCCUUUAAACCUUCACCCACGUGAAACAGAAGAAGUGUCCGCAUCUGUAGCUGGUCGCUUAUCACUGUGUCAGUUAAGAAAGCUUAGACAGUAUUUGGAUUGUACAGUCAAACCAAACACUGACAUUUAAUUAAUCUUUGUUAAAGAACUUUUUGUGGGGGAACUAGCUGGGUUCUCAGCAAACAGAUGAUAUAAUCUUGUUCAAUUGGUUCCUCUUUAUUGUUUAGUCCAUUGUCACGAAGUUAGUCCAAUUUCUGUUUCACAAUUCUCUGCCUAAUCAGUGUUACACCCAUUUUUAUAUCAACCGAACAACCCGCUGCUUGUAAUAAACUAAUGAUGACAUAAGUCUUCUGUGAUUGGUUACAGCAGACUAAUUUACAUUGAACAUUCGAGUUAAUUGUUUUGUCAAAAUGAUUUUUUAACCCGAAAAUUCACUAUGAAGUUUUUGUUGUCCAGGCAAUAUAAAACGAGGUGAUCAAUAUAAAAAUUACUAAAUUAGUAACUGCUUGUAUACAAAUAUUUGAUAAAAACAGAAAGGAAAAUACCAAAUUUGGAGUUUGAAAAUCUAAGGUUGUAGUCGAUUUACAGAGGGUGUUAAGCUUCUUCAUCGGAAGUGAUUGGCUAAAACUUUUUCCAUAAAUUAACCGUGGACGUGAUCGAAAAGCUCAGAGGACAAAUUAAAAAUGCAGUUCACAGUGCAAGGCAGAAUUUAGAACAAUAGUUGUUUACCUGCAAAAACGCCUAGAAAAUCACUUAAGUCUAAUUAAAGUUAUCCACUGCCAAGAAUUCGGGUGAAAAUUCAUCCGAAACACGCCAAAAAUGGUUUAAAAUGAGUAAGGUAGUCAUUGCUUGGAUAAUUUAGACAAAGGGCCAAUUUGAGGUCAAAACUGAACAAAGUGUGCAAUACUAACAAGGCUUUGUCAUCUAUCAAAAACUCUAAUUAACAUACUUUCAUUAAAGAAAUGUCAUCGCGGAGAUGAUGGAACACGCUUUACACCGAAUAGCCCAUUUGCGAGUUCCCCCGGGCCUCUGUUUCAAAACGAGGGUAGGUGCUCAGCCUUUGAUAUGGAAAUCAUUUUUCUUUCUCAUGCAAAUAAAACUCAUUUUCACAAGAAAGGUUGUGCACCUAGCCUCAUUUUGAAAGUGAGGGUUUUUGGAACUCGGAAGUGGCCUAUUAAAUGUUAGGAGAAGGGGUAUGUUGACCAUAAGUUGACCAUAGGCAAAACCAUAACAAAAAUAGAAAAAUCAUAGGAUUACAAGUUAAAAUUAGUUAACUAAAAUUACAGUUAACAAGUGUCACUUCAUUCGUCAAAGACGACUAACGUAACUCUUAAAACAGUCAUUCUCUUGGCGAGAAAACAAAAAGGGCUUAACAAAAAUAAAACUAACCUCUCCUGUCACGAGAGGAGAAUAACGAUCGAUCAGCUUCAUUGCGGGGGAUUUUAACACUCAGGAAAAGAGCCAAAUUGAUUUUAUGAUAUUUUCCCCAUUACUCGCAUAGUAUAUUUGUAAACGUAGCAAUCUGUAAUAAAUCCCAAGCACCAAGUAAAAUCCGUUAAUAACGUUUUACUCAAAACAUACGCACUACGAACAUUUUUCAUCUUUCUCGUUUUUUAUCCUUUAACAAUAAUCGAUGGUAACUUGAGGUUUUUAACCGGCUUUCUAAUGUUGUUCGUGUACUUUCUUAUAGGCGGAAUGGGAAGCUUUAGAGAUUGUAACACAUGACUGGUCACUAGAAAAUGUCGAGGAAGAGAUGAUGACAGAGUUUUCACCUGCAGAUGUUGAAGUCAUUGCCAAGGAUAAAUAUGUUUAA